UGAAGACAGGUUGUACAUUAGCUUGAGAUGCAGCAGCUUUCACGGAAUCACCGGGAUACAGCAGCAGCAUCCGCACGCGAUCUCGCAGGGCCUUCGUAACCGUUAGUUGUUGAUAAUCAGAGGGAUCACAGAUGUAGCUAAAGGAGCACUGCGUUGCCCCUGCUGUUCCCUGCACUGCAUGGCUUCUCCUGCUAGUGUCUGUCAUCGUUAUUCCAUUACCCCAGUCCUGCACACCCUCAUGCUGGGGUCGCAGGCCUCUCACAGACGGACCAAUGACUGCCUGGAUUGUUCUGCCUGUCAGCCUGUCUGCCUUCUCCAUCACUGGGAUAUGGAUUGUGUAUGCAAUGGCAGUAAUGAACCACCAUGUCUGUCCUGUUGAGAACUGGUCAUACAAUUUGACAUGUACAGAGGAAACUGCAAAGAGGGGCUUUCCAAAGACCUGCUGCACACUUCAAGACAUCCCGCUUAUUAGUAAAUGUGGUUGCUAUCCACCAGAGAGCUGUCUCUUCAGUUUGAUAGGCAAUGUUGGCGCCUUUAUGGUGGUCAUGGUGUGCAUGUUGCGCUACGCUCAAGUGAUUGAACACAGCCACCACGGCUGGACCAACACAAGCGCUUUGGUGUCCGGGUGCAUAAAUGCCCUUGGCCUGGUCAUGGUGGGCAACUUUCAGGUCGAUCAUGCAAAGACUCUUCAUUAUGUGGGAGCCGGAGUGGCAUUUCCCGCAGGUCUGCUGUUCGUGUGUCUGCAAUGUGUUUUAACAUACCGAAUAGCAGAGACAGCACUGGACUACUGGAUGGCUCAUGUGCGUGUCGCUCUCUCAGCUGGAGCUCUGAUAUCACUUGUUCUCAGUGGAAUCUUCUUUGUCCACGAGAGCUUUAUGUUACAGCAUGCUGCGGCCAUCUGUGAAUGGGUCUUUACUGUGCUGGUCCUGGUCUACUAUGGCACCUUCACCUAUGAGUUUGGCACUGUCAACAGCGACACCAUAAUGGCAACCUUAAUGAAGCGCAGUCACCAUCACCAUCCUGGAGCAGGGGUCAUCGUGGGGGGUAUCGGGAAAGGUGUUGCAAUGGGGUGUGGUGCCCGCAGCCUCAAGUCCCCUGGGGGCAGCAGCACCUCCACACACCUCAACUGUACACCCGAAAGCAUUGCCAUGCUUUAGGGCUUUAGCGAUACGGAAUUCUCUCAGACCUCAAAACUUGUCUCAGACAGAACUCUUUUCUCAUUUACACCUGCAUCUCACAGAUUGGUUGAAUACUGGGAUAAGCAAUAUAGAAUCACUUGGAGUGCUUAUAGCAAGGUGGAAGGCUUGAUAAUUAAAAUCUAAAGUAAUGACCAGUUGGUCGUAAAUAUAGGGUGAUUUGCACGAGGCCGUUUUUUACAUUCCUGUGUAAAACCACAUAGACCUGUACAGGCAAUUGACCAGCACAAAAGAAACAUGUGAAUCCGAAUGAAUUUACUGCAAUAAUUAUUCUCUUAACGGUGCGUUCAAACACUGACAGCGAUAAACCCCCUGGAAUUCUGAAUGUCAUAGUGGAUGAUUCUUAAGAGAUCUAGAUUUUUUUUAAAUACUUGCAUCUACAAAUUUCAUUUUUAGAUAUUUAAAACAAAGUCUUGCGUGUUUAAAAGCGUUCAUUUUUAACACAAUUUUUCAUAACUAGACCUUAAAAAUCUCAUUACCAUAACAGUCCAAAAAUGUCAAUAUCAUAGCAUGUUUUGCUAAAAUAAGAAAAGCCAUAAUGCCGAAGCGGAAUUUUUAUUAAUCUAACAUAAUUAGACAUUAAUGAAGUAUAUUCCUAUAUUUCUAUAUCAUUUUUUAAAUGUUAAAACUUACUAGUAUGGGUAAUGAUAAUCAAUAUUCUUUGUGUGUAAACAGUUCUUAAAAAUGUGACGGAGGUGAGAAAAUCAGUCAUAGACUUUUGUUAACCUGUACAUUCUGUCAGUUUGUCCAGUUAUAUUUUCCCGAAUAUUUUAAUUUCAUAUCUCUGUUUCAUUUACAACAUAUCAUGGACUUCGACAUGGCUAGACCUGUUACGGUGAUGACAUUUGCAUCAGAAAAUCUAAAUUCUUUUUCACGGUCUGCUCUUGUUUCAUAUAUGAGCUCCAAUGAUUUGGAUCCCAUGGGGACUGAAAAAUCGCUGUUGGAGUAAACGCCUCAUAAAUCUGCUACAGAUCUGCCAGCAAUACCAAGACACUUGGCUAGACAAAGAAGUUAAAUGUCUAAAUUUAUCUAACCUUACUUCACCUGUCUAAUCUGUAGGAACUUUGAAUACAUCAUUGGUCAAGCCAUUACUGUAGCAAUAGAGAUGUUAGUUAGGUUGCAAAAGCCAUUGAUGCCAGUAAUUUGUGGCAAGUGCCAACUCUUCAGCUUCCAGCUGUACAGAAAAUAAAUGACAGUAGAAAACAAUCAUUUAGGUUAAUCUCUCUAUAGAGAUUAUAGAGAUCUGUAUUUUAAAGCCAAUGUGGUAUCAUCCAAGUGCUACACAUUGUGCUUGAUCCAAAAACUGCCUGCACAAAUCUGUUGCAUCCCAGGUGUUCUAAAAAUAAGAUCUAUAGUAUUUUAAGACCAGGGCAAACCAAUAUUUGUUAUCAGUUCAUUUAUGUUAUGUUACCCAUGAGCCAUUGUUUCUGGACUCACUAAGAUCAAGUGGUAGAAGAACGUAAAGUAUACAGUAAAUGUCACAGCACUCGCAUCUUUUCCAUUUCAAAUCAGCAAAUACUUGUGUAAAAAGCAAUCUGCUAUAAAUGUAAUGUCAUUUGAGGAGUUGUAUUUCAAUGGUAAACCAAAAUUUGUUUAUGUUACUGCUUCUGCAUUUACCACCAAAAAGUCAUUCACUAAGUACACUCCAGGUUUCAGGUCCAGUGUUUCAUUUAGAGGACUUGUCAUGAUGACAGGAGGGGCAUUUUGGGGUAUUGUGUGUUACAAUGAUAAAGGGUAUUGUUUCGGUUUGAGUUUGGUUCACUUGACAUUGUGACACUGUAGGGAAACUCCUUUUUAUCUUCAUGCUGAAACUUUAUUGAAUGAUGUACUGUUGGGGAAUAUUCAGUAUUCUGGUGAAAAUAAAUUUCCCCAUAACAUCAGGGAAGGUUUCCAAGGAUAUAGAGAUUAAUUAAUUUAAACAUUUCAUUUAUGUAAAUGAUACAGAGCGAUUGUUACACACAGCUGCUUGUAAAUGAAUAUCUUUAGCUAAGCAAAUAAAAUAUGAAUACUGCACUGAGACAAGGCCCUAGUCAAUAAUACGAAAAGAAAGGCACUUCUUAAAUAGCGUCGGACUGCUAACACUAUUCUUCCUAGACAUUGCAUCUUGUUAUAUAUGGAAUACUCAGAAAAAAUCUGAAUGUUGGAAAAUAAGUAGUGCACUUAUAAGGACUUUAUUUUAUUCAGUGGUCCCAAAAUGUGAAAUCCUCUAUAAUAUGGUGUAUUUUGAAAUAUUGCUCAUUCAAAAGCAGUGUGUGUUAUAUUAAUACAUGUUAUAGGAACCAA
This is a messenger RNA of Triplophysa dalaica, 3479 nucleotides long. It is a transcript of the gene tmem150ab, whose product is annotated as transmembrane protein 150Ab. Lineage: Eukaryota; Metazoa; Chordata; Actinopteri; Cypriniformes; Nemacheilidae. The record is from RefSeq and is a predicted model, not a curated record. Gene Ontology annotation, biological process: protein localization to plasma membrane. The transcript is spliced from 8 exons. The coding region runs from base 273 to 1157 and encodes 294 amino acids.